Molecule: messenger RNA, 1995 nt
Organism: Toxorhynchites rutilus septentrionalis
Lineage: Eukaryota; Metazoa; Arthropoda; Insecta; Diptera; Culicidae
Gene: l(3)mbn
Product: protein lethal(3)malignant blood neoplasm 1
Exons: 4
Coding region: 872-1813 (313 amino acids)
Cellular component (GO): chitin-based extracellular matrix
Molecular function (GO): structural constituent of chitin-based larval cuticle
Source: RefSeq, a predicted model, not a curated record
GUAUAAAUUAUGUGGAGUUCGGGUUGUGCAACGUACUGAAGUGGACGUGUUUUUCCGCUCCGUGAUAUAGCCUUCAAAUACAUGUGUUUUUUUUUAUCGUUUAACAAUUAUGUGAUUCGUGAACGGGUGAAAGUUUAUCUGUUCUGCUCUACUGAUUAGAAAACCUGUGAAAUUUUGUUUGAUUCCAUGAAAAAAAACUAAAAAAUUAAAUAGGUGUCAUGGCAUCAAUCGGACGAAGCCAAAAUGGCGUCAGCUCGCAUUUUUUAGUGAAAAUUCUUUCUGUAUGUUGUGCUCUCGGUGUGUUUUUAAUCGUCGCGCUCUCGGUUCCGAAUUAUGCUCACUAUCGUUGCACUCUAGAUUUCGCAUUAUGACGUGCUCCCUUGUCGCGUGUGUACAGUGUUGUGGCAAAAAUAUACUUACAGUGUAUGUCUCUAUUGAAAUACCGGACGUCAACUAAACCUUGUUACUUUUUUAUUCUAAUUUCUGUGAUGUAACAAACACGAAACAUCGUAUACCUUUUUCGAGCUGGUUUCUGUAGAAUUAGCACCCUUCAUAACUUUAUCAAUCAGAGCGCGUCGCUGGGCUGAGUGCAAAGUGGACAUAAGCCACAUGAGAACAAGCACUGAUAGCGUGGCUUAUACGUUACUUCUCACAAACUCUCUCGCCGCACAAGUUUGAUAUAACUAUCCUCACUUGAUCUGCCGAUUCAUGUCAUAGACCACGCCGCCGCUCGCAAGUUCUUCUAACGCUGCUAUCUCUGGUCAAGGCAGCGUCGAAAUAUUACGACGGCCCGAUUCGACCGUACGAGUUUGGCUUCAAUAUCGAAGGUCAUCACCAUCGGAAGGAGUCGAAAGAUUUGAAUGGCAUAAUAAUGGGUGAGUUUGGGUUCGUGACGGCGGACAAUGUUUACCACGUGACGGUCUACGCCACCGACGAGAAUGGAAAUUUCAAAAUUGUCAGCAUGAAGAACUACAAGUUAGGUCCCAUUAUGCCCCCCACUGCCGGUAAAACAAAAGCAACGACGACCCCAUCGACAACACCCCAACCGUUCAGAAUAAUCACCACUGCCAAACCACCAAUGUCUUCACGGCCAGCUGCAGUUGCAGGUUGCUCAGGAUGUCGGAUUCCAGAAACAACUACAGUCGCAAAACAACAGCCAACGGAUUCCACAUUACCCGAAACCAGCACUCAAUAUGUUCCUCCUUUCAAAAUAGUUAACAAAAACGAUUUGGAAAGCAUCACGACAACGAUCGCGCCAAAAUUAUUCAUGACCACCCAGGUUGCGGGCGGUUCUUCAAAGGAAACCCCACAGAAGCUGAUCGUCAAGCAGCAAAGUUCGAAAGAGUCGACAAACGAUGUGAAAUCCCCCAAUGCUAUGCAAUCAUUAAGCAAAACGCCACAAUUACAGACAAGUGCAGAGAAGACGGCACAGAAAACCAGUCAGCCUUCGAAACCUUCAUCGGCUACACCGUCCGGUUCCGGUUCGACUGGUUCGAAGCUCGAUCAUACCGAAGCCGCAAAAAUGAUGAUUCAACACAUUCUGAACGGUUUGCUGUACCGGUUCAAUUACACCGUCGGUUAUCAUGGACACCACGAGCAAGGCGAUCGCGCGGGAAACAAGGAAGGCGGCUAUUUUGCGAUCGGUCGCGAUGGCGUGCGGCGUGGUGUGACGUACACGGCGAACGAGUUUGGAUUCCAGCCGCACAUCAAAUUCGACCAGGUUAGUCCCGAAGAAACGCCCCGGGAAGACACUGAAAAGCAAGCCGGACUCAAGGGGUUCGAUUUCAAAUGGUUCUGGGGAGAAUCGAGAUGAAUAUGGGACUAUUAUAGACGGGGAAUGAGGGCGAAAGUGUGAUCUAAAAAUGUAGCGAUUGACGAGUUUUUUAGGUUUAAGCAGGAGAAUUUAGAGUUUAAUUUCAUGAGAAAAUACUCAACGAUAUUUGCGACAUGUAAAUAAUCAUAUUUAUAGAACGAAUGUAAUAAUGAAAUAUACGA